AGGUGAUUUCAGCUAGUCUGACUGAUCAGACCUCUGCUCAGGUGAAGUAGAUGGCAAUACUUAGUUGUCUCACCACAACAGGUGCAGCAAAUUAAUCGGAGAGCGAGGGAGAUGUCUGUCAAGCUCAGGCUGCACACACCCAUGGCAGUCCUAAAAAGACUAAAUAGGCAAAAUAAGUGAAAACACCCAUAUGAGUGUACAGUGUAAUUUGAUGGUUAGUAGAGGUGUAUUGCUUGAUGAAGACUGAUUCAUUAUAUAUGUACCAUGUCUUAACCAAAAACACCACAGUGACAGAUCACAACCGAAACCUUCUAGUGGAGACCAUCCGCUCCAUCACAGAGAUCCUCAUAUGGGGGGACCAGAAUGACAGCUCUGUAUUUGACUUCUUCCUGGAGAAGAACAUGUUUGCCUUCUUCCUGAACAUCCUGCGUCAGAAGUCAGGGCGCUACGUCUGUGUCCAGCUCCUUCAGACCCUCAACAUACUGUUUGAGAACAUCAGCCAUGAGACUUCCUUGUAUUACCUCUUGUCAAACAACCACGUGAACUCCAUCAUUGUCCACAAAUUUGACUUCUCGGAUGAAGAGAUCAUGGCCUAUUAUAUCUCCUUCCUCAAGACGCUUUCACUUAAACUCAACAACCACACUGUGCAUUUCUUCUAUAAUGAGCACACUAAUGACUUUGCCCUGUACACCGAGGCCAUUAAGUUUUUCAACCACCCUGAAAGCAUGGUCCGCAUCGCAGUCCGCACCAUCACACUCAACGUCUACAAAGUUUCAUUGGACAACCAGCACAUGCUGCACUACAUCCGAGAUAAGACGGCAGUUCCAUAUUUCAGCAACCUGGUCUGGUUUAUUGGCAGCCAUGUCAUCGAAUUGGACAAGUGUGUGCAGACAGAUGAAGAACAUAAAAACAGAGGGAAGUUAAGUGACCUGGUAGCUGAGCACCUUGACCACCUCCAUUACCUUAACGAUAUCCUCAUCAUCAACUGUGAAUUCCUCAACGACGUUUUGACCGACCACCUCCUCAACCGUUUGUUCCUGCCCCUUUAUGUCUACUCUUUGGUUAGCCCUGAGACGUCUGAAGAAAGAAAGAUCAACCCUCAGGUGUCCCUCUAUCUGUUGUCUCAGGUGUUUCUGAUCAUCCACUAUCAGCCAAUGGUCAACGCUCUGGCCGAUGUUAUUCUCAAUGGAGACCUCUCCGUCUUCACAACACAGACGGAUACACACAGCACGCACAAGAACACGGCAAGUACAGGAAGUGUGCGGCGGUUCACCAAGCCGCCUGAAUCCCUGGAGCGCUCCCUGGAGCUGUCACGCCACAGAGGCCGCAAGAGAACUCAGAAGAGGCCAAACUACAAGAACCUGGGCGAGGAGGAGGAUGACGAAAGGCCUGGGGGAGGGGGAGGAGGCAGCGGAGGAGGAACGGAGGAGAGCUGGGACGACGACAGUAGAGGAGGAGAGAGGGAGGGAGGACGAGAGAGGGAGAAGGGAAAAGGUACAGAGGGAGGAGGAGGUGGGAGUUCUAAGGGAAGCAGAGCAAGUGGGGAGACAGCGGAAGAGAUAGAGAUGGUGGUGAUGGAGAAGUGUAAGGUGUCAGAGCUGACGGAGCAGAACAUCACUGAUGAAGAGAAGACGGCUGCAGCCACACGCACACAUGCACAGAGGAGCAGGCCUUUCUUAGACAUGGUGUACAGUGCUCUCGACUGCACCAGCGACGACUACCACGCCCUGUUUGUCCUCUGCCUGCUUUAUGCUGUCUCACACAGCAAAGGUAUAAACAGAGAUCUUCUGGAGCGUCUGCAGUUGCCAGUUCCCGACCAGGAGAGAAGCUCCUACAGUCUGGUGCUAGUUGAGAGACUGAUCAGAGUUAUGAGUCAGGCAGCGCAGCCAGAUAGCAAAGUGCGUCUAGCUACCUUGGAGCUGAGCUGCCUUUUAUUAAAGCAGUCUGUGCUGUCUGGAAACCACUGUAUAAUCAAAGAUGUUCAUCUGGCCUGCCUGGAGGGUGCUAGAGAAGAAAGUCUGCACUUACUGAGGAGAUUCUACAAAGGCGAGGAGAUCUUUCUGGACAUGUUUGAAGAUGAGUACAGAAGCAUGACGAGUAAACCACUCAAUGUGGAGUAUCUAAUGAUGGAUGCCUCAGUGCUGCUGCCACCCACCGGUACCCCCCUGACUGGGAUCGACUUUGUCAAGAGGCUCCCCUGUGGAGAUGUGGAGAAGACACGGAGGGCGAUACGUGUGUUCUUCAUGUUGCGGUCUUUAUCACUUCAACUUCAGGGAGAACCUGAGACGCAGUUGCCUCUGACCAGACCUGAAGACCUUAUCAAGACAGAUGACGUCUUAGACCUCAACAAUAGUGACCUCAUAGCCUGUAUGGUGGUCAGUAAAGAUGGCUGCCAGGCCCAGAGGUUCCUCGCCGUAGAUGUGUACCAGAUGAGUCUGGUUGAACCAGAAACCAAACGCCUUGGAUGGGGUGUAGUCAAGUUUGCCGGCCUUCUGCAAGACAUGCAGGUGUCGGGCGUUGAGGACGACAGCAGAGCAUUGAACAUCGUCAUCCAUAAGCCCAGCUCCAACCCGCACGCCAAGCCCCUGCCCAUCCUGCAGGCCAACUUCAUCUUUGCCGACCACAUCCGCUGCAUCAUCGCCAAGCAGAGGCUGGCCAAGGGUCGAAUCCAGGCCCGACGCAUGAAGAUGCAGAGGAUUGCAGCUCUGUUGGACCUACCUGUGCAGCCCAGUGCAACGGAGGUGUUGGGUUUCGGCCAGACAGCCAACGCUUCGCCCAGCGCCCUGCCUUUCCGAUUCUAUGAGCAGUCGAGACGGGCUCCCAACGACCCCACAGCAAAUAGAUCUGUCUUCGCCUCCGUCGAUAAAGUACCAGGUUUUGCAGUGGCUCACUGUGUGUCGCAGCACAGUCCCUCACCCCUUUCCUCCCCCUCUCCUCCCUCCAGUGGGAGUGGGAGCACAGGAAGAUGUGACUCUGUUACUGCAAGCUCUAUAUCAGCUCAGAGCCCCACAGAUGAUGGUACUUUUCUGGAGCACACCCCACCCUCCUCCUCCUCAGGCGCUGAGGGGGAGGUAAUGUCAGUUUCCUCUGCUCCCUCGGCCCCAGUCACGGCCCUGGCCCCGAGUCUCACCCCGGCUUCCCAGCCCACCAUCUCCCUCCUCACCGACAACAACGCAGACACCCUCAGUGUGGAGUCGCUGACGCUGCUGCCGCCUGCUGACCCACCACACCUGCACCCCUGCGCCAGCCACGUAGCCACGUUACACUCCCUCCAGCGACCAGACGCCUCCAUCGCAGAGGAGGAGGAAGAGGAGGAUGACGACGAGAAAAGGGGGGAUAAGAAAGGGGAGCCAAGAGAAGAAGAGGAGCUGCAAGAGGAAGAGGGGUCGCCAACGGACGAGACAGAGACAGACGCAACAGUCAAAGAGGAAACCACAACAACGGAGUUGGUCACACCCACUGAUGAGGCACCAGAGGAGCCAGAGGGUGGAGAUGAUCCAGCUGGCGAGGACACACGGGUGAAUAGAGACAAAGAGCUGCAAGAAGAGAAGACAGAAGAUGCAGAGACACUCCACGAAACACCAGACUCACUUGAAUUGGAUUAAUCAACACACACAUUCAUGUUCAAGCACUUAAACUCGCCUCUCUCACACAAACACACACAUGCAGAGGAGAGUGAAGAAUGAUAGUUAAACUGUCCAGCUUGACUGCGAUACAUUUUCAUGUUGCAGGUAGUGUGUGAUGUGAAAAGUUGUAGAGGAUUUCGGAGGCACCUCAGCAUUUGUUUUUGCACAUGGAGACAGACUCUUUUUACUCACAUAGAGAGAAGAGAGGACGAGAACGACGCUGGAAGCCUGUAAAGCACAUUUGGGUGUCAGUGCACUUGAGUGUGUCCGGUUUUUAGCAAGUGUGUGUAAAGGCGCACAACCAGCAACAUUUUUUACUCAUUCUGAUCAAUUGUUUGUCAGCUCAAAGACAUACAGACACACACUAUUUUUGUGUCUUAACAGUUCACAAGUAAUGUUUUAUGUUAGUGGUCUUUUCCUGCUAGACACACACACACACACACACACACACAUAGCGUACUUGGAGUCAGCUGCACUUGCCUCUUUUGACCACUUGCAUGUCAAACCCAUAAGCAGUUACUGCCACCUAGAACUGCCACUGGGUGGGUGUGUUUGUGUGCGUGUGUGUGUGUGUAUGUGCGGGCGUGCGUGCGUGCGUCCGUGUAUAUGUGUGCAGGGUUGUGUGUGAGCUCAGAUGAAUCAGCCAUUGUGGUUGUAGGAUUUAGUUGUUCUUGCUCCACAUGUUAAGUUAUGCUCCAUUCAGUUUCCAUUUACCCGCCAUUCACUUUUCCAUGAGCAAAGACGGAGCAGGUAUCAUACCACUCAUAAACGUUGUUCAUACCUAAUCCAUUAAUCAGUAAACAGUUGGAAGGAUUCCUCUUGGGUGCUGCAAGACCAGGUUGUGUGAAAGCAGCUUUUUGAUUUGUCGUCACAGUUGAUGCUUAGCUGAUUUUCAUUGUUAAUUUCCAUUUGUUGAGCUGAAAGUUGCCUGAAUGCAAUGUUUUUCCCCCCAUUCCACCCGAUUAACUUCCUUCCCGAAGCCAUUCUCUAACUCAUGAGCUGCAAGGAUUAGAUAGUGUGUGUGUGUGUUCAUUCACAGAGGUGAUUCAUCAAUCGGCAAACUGACUGGCAGAACAAAUGACGUGAACAGUCCAAACAGGCAACAGGCUGUGUAAUAAGUAGUAGAGUAGUUACACAUGAUGAGUUAGUAGUAAAAAAAAAAUCGCAGAGUAUCUUAGCUGAUUUGUUGUCCUGCUGUUUUACUGAUGGAAAAAGUGUUAUCGAUAUAUUAAGAAAAACAGUAAACUAAUAAUAAUAACAAUAAUUUGCUUGAUAAAUGAAACUCUAACAGCCUCAUAGAGGGAUGCAGUAUAAUUAGUAUCGGUGAUGUUAGACACGUCAACGGGAAUAACAUCCGUGUCUUCAGGUCUGCACCUUGCCACAGCAACAUUGGGUUGAAUGUAUGUGCUGAUUGCCCCUCAGACGCUGACCUGAGCUCAGUUUUAUUCUGGAUAUGUCUUUAAAUUGCUACAUGCUCUCAGCGCUCAAGUGGCUGUUGGGCGCAUCCCGGCUAUGAUCUUAGAAGCUGUCAGUUAUAACAGGAUGCUAACCAGCCAACUCCUGCAAAAGCAGCAUUAUAAUGGGGUGUAUGACCCCGUAAACUCCCAAUCUGAACGCACAUUGUGUUCAGAUUGGGCAACAUAGCAAUGUUCAAAAUCUGAAAAAAUUACAAACUGUAGCCCUGAGAAUCUGAGGUCAGUGUCUAGGGGCACACUUCUCCUCACCCUCCUCCUAUAAUCAGCUGAGAAAAGCUUUACUACUGCAAUAAUCUAAAGAGCUAACCAAUGAGGGGAGAGAUGAAUGUAACAGACCUCUCUCCAGACAGUGUUAUUAUCUGAUCGAUUUGAAUGGGAGCGUUCUUUUAUCCUUAAUUUAUGACUUGAUUUGUAACUAACAAAGCACAGUCUCGGAUUCGUUCAAGCAUGUUUUCUUCCGAUCUGCUCAUCCUUUUUAAAUGCUUGUAUUAAUCCUUUCUCCCUCUUUUCUCUUCCGCCUUUGCGUUCCAGCUCACACCCUUCUUUUGUAUGCCAUUAUCGCACAGUUAAAGUCUUAAUGCUCAGUCACUCUUACUUUUUAAACUCUGUACAGUCAUCGACUAGUUUAUAAAGGAGAAAUUCAGAGCAAUACUCUUUUUUUUUUUUUGGACUCUGUCUCUUAGUAUUUCCAUUCUGCUGCUGUAUAUAGCUGGAGAAUGAUAGUGAUGAUGAUGAUCACUGACAUGUUGAAGAGGCUUGCCUCGGUUUGUAGAGGGGCUGCUUAUGGUUCCAAGGAUCACGCCAUCAUGAGUGAAUUCAACAUGGAGGCAAGUUUCCUGUAACCACUGCCAGCCUCUAUCACACACACGCCAUGACAAGCUUUUCCAUUACUUAGUCUUGAUUGUACUGUGUAUAUGUAAUACAUUUGUACGCUCUGUAAAUGCUUUCGGCUUUUAAACCUGUAAUUAUUGUUAAUGAACUGAAAGAGGAAUAAAUAAAGACCUGCAAUAAAUUAUUCUACUUAACAACACUGAGACAGCUGUAUGAGUGUUGUUAGCAGACAGAAGAGGG
Messenger RNA from Scatophagus argus, 6172 nucleotides. RefSeq names its product C-type lectin domain containing 16A (gene clec16a). The record is from RefSeq and is a predicted model, not a curated record. Gene Ontology annotation, biological process: endosomal transport; endosome to lysosome transport; regulation of autophagosome maturation. The transcript has 24 exons. Lineage: Eukaryota; Metazoa; Chordata; Actinopteri; Scatophagidae. Bases 237 to 3605 code for a protein of 1122 amino acids. Gene Ontology annotation, cellular component: endolysosome membrane; late endosome.